AGGCAAACGACAUUGAGUACAAGUUAUAAAACGACAAUGCCUACAACUGUUAUAACUACACCCAAGACAACUGACGAAUCCACACUCAUGACCACACCGCCGGCUACAUUAUUGACUACUGACCAAUCCACACUAGUGACCACACAGCCAACUACAUUAUCGACAACGCGACGGACAACCAAACCUACCACUACCGUAACGAUGCAGAGUACGUUAAGCACAAGUCAUAAAACAACAAUGCCCACAACUGUUCUGACUACGCAGAGGACAACCGACGAAUCCACACUAGUGACCACACCGCCAGCUACAGUAUCGACAACGCUAGGGACAACUCAAGGACCCACUUCGAGGCAAACGACAUUGAGUACAAGUUAUAAAACGACAAUGCCUACAACUGUUAUAACUACACACAAGACAACUGACGAAUCCACACUUAUGACCACACCGCCGGCUACAGUAUCGACAACGCUAGGGACAACUCAAGGACCCACUUCGAGGCAAACGACAUUGAGUACAAGUUAUAAAACGACAAUGCCUACAACUGUUAUAACUACACACAAGACAACUGACGAAUCCACACUUAUGACCACACCGCCAGCUACAGUAUCGACAACGCUAGGGACGACUCAAGGACCCACUUCGACACAGACUACAUUAAGUACGACUGAAAGAACGACAAAGCCCACGACCGUUCUGACAACACAAAGCACAACACAAAAAUCCACCCUAGUCACCUCACAGUCCAGUACAUUAUCGACAACGCGACGAACAACCCAAACACCUACAACGAGGCAAACGACAUUGACUACAAGUUAUAAAACGACAAUGCCUACAACUGUUAUAACUACACACAAGACAACUGACGAAUCCACACUUAUGACCACACCGCCAGCUACAGUAUCAACAACGCUAGGGACAACUCAAGGACCCACUUCGAGGCAAACGACAUUGAGUACAAGUUAUAAAACGACAAUGCCUACAACUCUUAUAACUACACACAAGACAACUGACGAAUCCACACUCAUGACCACACCGCCAGCUACAUUAUUGACAACUGACAAAUCCACACUAGUGACCACACAGUCAACUACAUUAUCGACAACGCGACGGACAACCAAACCUACCACUACCGUAACGAUGCAGACUACGUUUAGCACAAGUCAUAAAACAACAAUGCCCCCAACUGUUCUGACUACGCAGAGGACAACCGACGAAUCCACACUAGUGACCACACCGCCAACUACAGUAUCGACAACGCUAGGGACAACUCAAGGACCCACUUCGACACAGACUACAUUAAGUACAACUGAAAGAACGACAAAGCCCACAACCGUUCUGACAACACAAAGCACAACACAAAAAUCCACCCUAGUCACCACACAGUACAGUACAUUAUCGACAACGCGACGAACAACCCAAACACCUACAACGAGGCAAACGACAUUGAGUACAAGUUAUAAAACGACAAUGCCUACAACUCUUAUAACUACACACAAGACAACUGACGAAUCCACACUCAUGACCACACCGCCAGCUACAUUAUUGACAACCGACAAAUCCACACUAGUGACCACACAGCUAACUACAUUAUCGACAACGCGACGGACAACCAAACCUACCACUACCGUAACGAUGCAGACUACGUUAAGCACAAGUCAUAAAACAACAAUGCCCACAACUGUUCUGACUACGCAGAGGACAACCGACGAAUCCACACUAGUGACCACACCGCCAACUACAGUAUCGACAACGCUAGGGACAACUCAAGGACCCACUUCGACACAGACUACAUUAAGUACGACUGAAAGAACGACAAAGCCCACAACCGUUCUGACAACACAAAGCACAACACAUAAAUCGACCCUAGUCACCUCACAGUCCAGUACAUUAUCGACAACGCGACGAACAACCCAAACACCUACAACGAGGCAAACGACAUUGAGUACAAGUUAUAAAACGACAAUGCCUACAACUCUUAUAACUACACACAAGACAACUGACGAAUCCAUACCCAUGACCACACAGCCAACUACAUUUUUGACAACCGACAAUUCCACACUAGUGACCACACAGCCAAUUACAUUAUCGACAACGCUACGGACAACAAAACCUACCACUACGAUGCAGAGCACGUUAAGCACAAGUCAUAAAACAACAAUGCCCACAACUGUUCUGACUACGCAGAGGACAACUGACGAAUCCACACUAGUGACCACACCGCCAACUACAGUAUCGACAACGCUAGGGACAACUCAAGGACCCACUUCGACACAGACUACAUUAAGUACGACUGAAAGAACGACAAAUCCAACAACCGUUCUGACAACACAAAGCACAACACAAAAAUCGACCCUAGUCACCACACAGUCCAGUACAUUAUCGACAACGCCACGAACAACGCAACAUCCUACAAUGAUGACAAAAGUGCAGAGGACGACUGACAUUGAUUUUCCAGAUGUCUGUGAUCCUAACCCAUGUCAUAACGGGGGAACCUGCACUGAGAGGGGGAACAGCUACAACUGUAAAUGUUUGCCGGGAUAUGCAGGACGUAACUGCGAAAAAGAUAUCGAUUCUUGCUCAGCGAAGCCAUGUCACGCCCAGGCCACCUGCAAAGAUAAUCCCGCUCCUGCCCUUGAUGCGACUUGUACCUGCAGGCGUGGAUAUGCAGGGGAUGGUCUUCUCAAUGGAAAUGGAUGUUCAGACAUCGAUGGCUGCUCAGCAAAUCCAUGCGACGAAAACGCCACCUGUACAGAUAAUCCUGCUCCUGCCCUUGAUGCCACCUGCAGCUGCACAACUGGCUACACAGGAGAUGGUUACGGCAAUGGAACUGGAUGCUCAGACACCGAUGGCUGCUCACCAAAUCCAUGCGACAAAAACGCCACAUGUAUAGAUAAUCCCGCUCCUGCCCUUGAUGCCACCUGCAGCUGCAACACUGGAUAUACAGGAGAUGGUCUGGUUAGUGGAACUGGCUGUUCAGACAUCGAUGGCUGCUCAGCAAGUCCAUGCGACGAAAACGCCAUCUGUACAGAUAAUCCCGCUCCUGCCCUUGAUGCUAAUUGUAACUGCAGAACUGGAUAUACAGGAAAUGGUUUCGUCCAUGGAACUGGAUGUUCAGAUAUCGAUGCCUGUUUAGCAAAUCCAUGCGACAAAAACGCUACAUGCACAGAUAAUCCCGCUCCUGCCCUUGGUGCUAAUUGCACCUGCAACACUGGAUAUACAGGAGAUGGUCUCGUCAGUGGAACUGGAUGUUCAGACAUAGACGCCUGCCUGGAUGAUCCGUGUGACGCGGAGGCCACCUGUACAGAUAACCCAGCACCAGCCCUUAAUGCCACCUGUACCUGCACAACUGGCUACACAGGAGAUGGUUACGUUAAUGGAACUGAAUGUUCAGACGUCGAUGCCUGCUUGGCAAAUCCAUGUCACGUACAGGCUACCUGUACAGAUAAUCCUGCUCCUGCCCUUGACGCCACCUGUACCUGCAACACUGGAUAUACAGGAGAUGGUUACGUCAAUGGAACUGGAUGUUCAGACACCGAUGGCUGCUCACCAAAUCCAUGCGACAAAAACGCCACCUGUACAGAUAAUCCCGCUCCUGCCCUUGAUGCCACCUGCACCUGCAACACUGGCUACGCAGGAGAUGGUCUCGUCAGUGGAACUGGAUGUUCAGACAUCGAUGGCUGCUCACCAAAUCCAUGCGACGAAAACGCCAUCUGUACAGAUAAUCCCGCUCCUGCCCUUGAUGCUAAUUGUACCUGCAGAACUGGAUAUACAGGAGAUGGUUUCGUCAAUGGAACUGGAUGUUUAGAUAUCGAUGCCUGUUUAGCAAAUCCAUGCGACCAAAACGCCACCUGUACAGAUAAUCCCGCCCCUGCCCUUGAUGCCACCUGCAGCUGCAACACUGGAUAUACAGGAGAUGGUCUCGUCAGUGGAACUGGAUGUUCAGACAUAGACGCCUGCCUGGAUGAUCCGUGUGACGCGGAGGCCACCUGUACAGAUAACCCAGCACCAGCCCUUAAUGCCACCUGUACCUGCACAACUGGCUACACAGGAGAUGGUUACGUCAAUGGAACUGGAUGUUCAGACACCGAUGGCUGCUCAUCAAAUCCAUGCGACAAAAACGCCACAUGUACAGAUAAUCCCGCUCCUGCCCUUGAUGCCACCUGCAGCUGCAGCACUGGAUAUACAGGAGAUGGUCUCGUCAGUGGAACUGGAUGUUCAGAUAUCUGUGAUCCUAACCCAUGUGAAAACGGGGGAACCUGCACUAAAAGGGGGAACAGCUACAACUGUAAAUGUUCGCCGGGGUAUGCAGGACGUAAUUGCGAAAAAGACAUCGAUGCUUGCUCAGCGAAGCCAUGUCACGUCCAGGCCACCUGCAAAGAUAAGCCCGCUCCUGCUAUCGAUGCGACUUGUACCUGCAAGAGUGGAUAUUUAGGGGAUGGUCUUGUCAAUGGAACUGGGUGUUCAGAUAUAAAUGAGUGUGAGUCUAAUCCAUGUCAAAACGGUGGAACCUGCACUGACAUGGUAAACGGCUACGAUUGUAGAUGUACGCAGGAAUAUGGAGGGCCUAACUGCGACAUAGAGAAAGAACGCUGCAUGUCAACACCUGGGAGACCAAUGGCCAGGUGUCACGUUAACGGGUACUGCAACGGGCAGCGAUGCAUCUGUAAUGAUGGCUACAGAGGGAAUGGAACAUAUUGUUCAAAGGUGGUCACGCACCAUUUCCAAUGCAGGUUCCCGACCAUUGUAUUCAGAAUUGAUUUGCUAUCAAUUACGUCACCCUACUUCAUACGUGUGAGGAGGAUUGUGUUUAAACCGUUUGAUAUCGCCAUACGCGCACGGAGCCUGUACGUGAAGCAUGAUCACGACGAUGAUGGCCAUCAUGAUAAUUACGACCUUGGAGUGGAGACGAUGCGUGUACUACGAUUCCGUCCUGGAAGUGUAUUAACAGUUUACGAGGUGAACCUCACCGAGCACACUAUCCCUGAACUAGAGCUGCUUAUCAGAAAUCAAACGGCGGGCAACAUGAUCGGAAACCUCUCCAUUCAGAGUAACUAUACUGUCUUUGGAAAGGAAGCUGAAGUGCGCUGUCAUUGCGAACAUGAGGAGAAUACGAAGUGCGUUGAAAGGAACUCAAACUGGAUAUGUGAUUGUCUCGAGGGUUACAACAGAACGAAUGGCACGUGUAAAGAUAUCGACGAAUGUGCUCUGCGCUUGGAUGACUGCGGCGACGACUCCGUUUGCGUCAACACCAAGGGAUCCUACCUCUGCUUUUGUACGCCGAUUGUGAAUAUAUUUGGAGGAGGGAGAACUAUACAGAGGAGCGAUGACUUUCAGCUCAACAGUGUGAUCGAGUACUCGACGUCGAACUGCCAGGUCGGGAGUAUCAGGCGAAUCAGCUACAAUUGGACGUUACACAGCACAGAUAGGAUUAAACUGAGCGGCACAAGUCUCAAUCAGGCAGACAUAAAGGUACAGCAAAACCAACUGGCCAUCGGAAAAAUCACUUUCUACUUGACAGUACGGGUAGUCGCUGAGAAAAACAAUACUGAGGUAGUGCAUUCUUCUCUAUCAUCAACUACAAUCAACAUCAUCACCUCCCCACUUGUGGCCGGGAUUCUGGGCGGUUCCAGAAGGCAGAUUGACCACGGCAAUCUGACACUUGACGCUGCGACACUGUCCUUCGACCCUGACGAGAGGCUUGGUCCUUGUGACCUGACUUAUACCUGGAAUUGUACCGUACUUACCGUCAGGGGAGAGUACAGGUGCCCGGACAUUUCUGCCCCUGAAUGUGGUGAGGUUCGUAUUUUGGUAAACCGGGAGUUCUUUACGCGUGUCUUUAACUUCACCCUGACGGUGUCUGCGCCGAGAAGGACACCCGCCCAUGCAUCACAGGUUAUUGAAGUCGUCAGCGCAACAAGAAUCAAUCAAAUCCCAGGACCACAAAUAAUAUGUGAGGAGUUGCACGGCACAUGUGGACCCAUUAUAAACGUGGGCGAGCAGAUGAAGUUAGUGUCUGUUUGUGGAAACUGUGAUCAUCAGUCUGGAUCUUACGAGUACUGGUGGACACUUGUUGCCAGUCCGACUGAUUACCCGGAAUGGACAGACAGUGAUUAUGAUAACAAUCUCCUAAAUGAGCGGGAUCAGGACUACCUGGUGAUGAAGGCAAACAUCUUUGAUAAGCCAGGCGACUAUGUGAUGAGAGUCAACAUAACAGACGUCCAAACAGGCCUUACGGGUUACGCUGAGUACACAUUCAGAACUAACGGACCCCCUACCAAGGGGACAUGUAAUGUCAUGCCACCCAUCGGUACGGCCUCGGUAGACGACUUCAAGAUAUGCUGCGAAGGUUUUAAUGACCCUGACCAACCCUUAACCUACAAUUUUCUGUAUGAAACUGACAUCGACAUCGCAUCCGUGAAUACCACCUCCUCGUCGGUCUUUCAUCUGCUGUACACUGGACCGGAGAACUGCACAGUACCACUAAAGCUUCCACUGGGACUCCGAAGCCGGAACUAUUCCCUUCCUAUUCGGGUCCAAGUGUUGGAUAAGUUCGGUGGAUCUGUGAGUGUCGAGCCUGACCCGCCAACGGUGAAGCCGGCUGAGAUUUCGUCUAUCCAAAUGCUGACCAACAACACCACCACAGUCCAAGAUGUUCAGAAAACUACUGCGGUGAUCUCGAGCGCAGCUUCCGUGCUGAAUGAGCAGACGAUCAUUGCAGAAAAUACGACCCAGGAAAGGAUUAUGAUUCGGGAGACUUUAACGUCCAUCGUGCAGCAGGUGGAGGUCACCACCAUAGAACACGCUCAGCAGGUCCUCAGCACCUUGGAACACAUCACUGCAGUUCCCGAAGAACUCGAAAACAAUGCACAGGUAGACGCAUCGACCACGCUGCAGGAUAUAAGUGUCUGGGUGAAGGAAGAGUCAACCGAAAGCGGCACGGAAGAGCUGGAGGUCCUAUCAGCACAUAUGUUGACAGUCGCUGUGAAUGUCCUAAAUGCCUCCAACAUCAAGGCAAUAGAGACAAAGAAGAGGAACGUUAUCGAAAAUAUAACGACUGAGACAGACAAUUUGGAGAAGAACAAAAAUGCCACCACGCAAGUGCUGAAAACAAUCAACACAUUCGGGACCCUCCUGCUGUCAAGAAAAACCCGGGACGACAAACCAACGCUGCUUAAGUCCAAGGGGUUCGUCUUAAGUCUGGCCAACACCAGCUGUGACAAGCUGGCAGAGCGAAUCAUUCGAACAGAGGAGCAGAUUGGAGCCUUCUUUUACCUACCUGAAAAAGCCGCUCAGAAGAUAGGCUGCUUGAAUAAACUUAACGAAAGCGUUGGGUCGAAGACCUUCUGGACGCAGCAGAACCCACAUGGGUACUCACCAAACGCUGACGAUGUCAGGACGGGAGUGCAGGCGCUGUCCUUUGAGAGAAGGAACGGGGUGAGAGUCCGUGAACUGGAGGAUCUGCAGAACGACGCGAGGAUACAGCUGAUAACGACACGGACCGACCAGGAGAACGAUAUCACCAUCAGCGGCACCACCCAGCCGGAAAACAGUGGCAAUAUCACAGUUCACAACUUCAACAUCAGCAAGGCGAGGACGUCCCUCCACAUCAUACUGCAAACCCAGAAUGACAGCGCACCCUUGCGACUCUUCCUACAACGAGGAACCGACGCAUCGCCGGACAGGUAUACCUGGAACAUGUCACUGCCUUUUGCACCGACGUCGCCGGCGUGGUCCACGAGAUUAUCAGUCACCUCAGACCCGUACACUUGGUUUUUGUCCCAGGAGGAGCUGAACAUUACAGAGGAGGACACUUCCUGGUCGUUAGCCGCCCAACAUGUGCCCAUACUCAACGACACAGGAGGGAACCUCACCGCCAAGUACAACAUCACCAUCAUUUCCGCUAGGUGUCUCUUCUUCGACGAGAACGAACACCUCUGGGCCGACCGUGGUUGUAAGGUUGGACCACUCACAACAAGGGACCAUUUGCAUUGUCUGUGCAACCACCUCACCUCCUUUGGUUUCUUUGUGGCUCCGAAUGAACUGAACAUCAGAGCAGCCCUUCUGAAAAUCCCAGAGGACAUCACGACUAACUUCAUAGUGUGGGCCACAGUCGGCACUGCGUUCUUGCUGUACUUUGUACUGCUGUUCUGGGCAAGAGGCCGGGACCUUAGAGAGAAGAGAAAGCUACGAGGGCUACAAGGCAACAUUGCCCGAGCCACCAGCUAUCAUCAUCUACUGGAGUAUCAUCUGUGGGCAUCGGUCGUGCGACCUUCAUCACGCAGUAUCUUCACACGUGCGCAGAGAGUCUCAUGUUGUUUCUCCCUCCUGAUGUUGGUGAUGGUGACAAACAUCAUGUUCUUCCAGCAGGGCAGGGCAGACAAUUCUGUCAGCAUCGGAGGGGUGAACAUUCCAUUCAACAUCAGUUUACAAACGGUGAUAUUAGGGCUGACGUGCACCCUCAUCGCUUUCCCACCAAAUGUCGUCAUAGUCCUGAUCUUCCGGAAUCUUUCGGUGCGAAAAAAGCGAACUUCCCAACUGGACAAUAUAGUUCAACUGAGAGCUUAUCGAGAAUUUGGGGAAAUGUACAAUACACGAAGGAAAACACCCCUCUGUUUUGAUGCGAAGGGCUGCUCUUCCGACACUGUGAGCACGUCAUCGCGACUAGAGCAUGACGGGAGAGGGCCGGGCUACAUAGAUCACAAAACAGGAGUAACGCAGCAAGAUGUCACACAAGAGGACGGAUGUCUGCCCUGGUGGUUUCUGUUCAUAGCGUGGUUCCUCGUCUUUGCCAUCGUCCUCCUGUCGGCUCUCUUCACCCUGCUGUACGGCGUGCAGUACGGCAGGAGGAAAGCCGAGGCCUGGCUCUUCUCCUUCCUCGUGUCCUUCCUCACGGACAUACUCAUCGUGCAGCCCCUGAAGGUGGUCCUCAUCGUCAUUUUUGUGCGGCUCAUCUGUAAGAAUCGAACUCGGAGGUCAAAAUCUCAGCAUCGGAAUGCCUUGCUACAGUGGACGAAACUUCCGCGGGUUAAAUUGAAGGACAAACUAGGUAGUCGCCGUCUGGCAGACCAAAUCCGGGAACUGGAUGAAAGGUACUCCGCGGACCCUUCCAUCCCAAGUCUACCAACGACACCUUCGUCACUGAUAACCGACGACACCGACGAACUGGGAACCAUCGUCUCUAGCUCUGAAGACGGCGGCCCACCGUCUUACCUGCACCUUGCGGAGUCGCCAGACACCUCAAGUGACCCCUACCCGUCCGAAUAUGCUCAGUCAGAAGCCUGGGCACCUGUGGACGGCGGUGACGGAGUACAUCCCCUGCAUGAUGAAGAUGACCUGGACAGUACUGAUGAUGACAAUGAUUCGCGGACCAUGCCGUUUAGAGAAGUUUCGUUCAAACUGCCAUAGACUAUUAUUACUCUAAUAGUUACCAAUUGAUUAUACAGUGAAGUUAAGCACACGAUCGAGCGUUACCGUAUUUAAAUUUUACUAUUUUUCUAAACAAAAGUUUUUAUUGGAGUAGAACCGUCAAUUGUAUAUAGUACCAUAAAUUAACGAUUAAGAUGUAGAAAUUAAGAAAAUGAUAAUUAUACAUAAUCGAAAUAAAGCAGACUUAAUCAUGCGUAAAGUAAUAAGUUUUAUGAUUAUUGUGGCCUCCCGAUCAACAUUCGAUUAGUAUUUUAUUAUUGAUAUCCACAGAUACCAACAAGACGACGCUAGAAGAAAGUAGUACGUUAUAAAAAUAAAAAAGACAUAAAAAUUAAAACGCCAAUUCAAGACUGCAAUGGGGACUACGGUAGUUUUACUUAUUUUAGCAGCUCAUUAAUCGAUAUCGUUGCAAAUAGA
Molecule: messenger RNA, 9843 nt
Organism: Branchiostoma belcheri (Belcher's lancelet)
Lineage: Eukaryota; Metazoa; Chordata; Leptocardii; Amphioxiformes; Branchiostomatidae
Exons: 58
Coding region: 37-9405 (3122 amino acids)
Biological process (GO): Notch signaling pathway; axon guidance; establishment or maintenance of epithelial cell apical/basal polarity
Cellular component (GO): protein-containing complex; plasma membrane
Molecular function (GO): calcium ion binding; Notch binding; calcium channel activity
Source: RefSeq, a predicted model, not a curated record